CAUAAUUUGUAUGCUUUAUUUAUGUUAUUUGUUGUAUACAUGUAGCGACAAUAACUAUAGUUUGAUUUGAUUUGAUUUGAAAGGUCUUCUAUGAAGAUAGUCAUGUUCACCACAUACGAUACAGCCCUAUCACAGACCUCUGUUCUCACUGCUAUGUAUCAUGUAAAGUGGUGCCAUCCAUGCCCACGGCAGAUGUGAACAAGUCUACUGACUACAGUGUUUGGAUAUGUAUAUCGAAGCAGACUGGACAAGUGCAUGCAGCUGAUUGUAACUGUCCUGCAGGAAAUGGAGAAUCAUGCAACCAUGUGGCAGGUCUUCUGUAUGGCUUAGUCGACAUCACAGAGAAGAAGCAGUCUGGGGAAUUAGCGCCAACCGCUGAACCCUGUAAAUGGAGCCAGCCAAAAAAGAGGAAAUUGUCCCCCAAAAAGGCAGAACAGAUGAAAUUUCGAAAAUGCACAAAUACUGGUAUGUAUAUGUAUUAAAUAGUGUGUUGGGAAUUGAUAGA
Messenger RNA from Pecten maximus, 505 nucleotides. RefSeq lists its product as uncharacterized. Gene Ontology annotation, molecular function: zinc ion binding. The transcript has 2 exons. Lineage: Eukaryota; Metazoa; Mollusca; Bivalvia; Pectinida; Pectinidae. Bases 180 to 482 code for a protein of 100 amino acids. The record is from RefSeq and is a predicted model, not a curated record.